Messenger RNA from Aspergillus chevalieri, 1086 nucleotides. RefSeq names its product polyubiquitin-binding protein UFD1 (gene UFD1). Bases 1 to 1086 code for a protein of 361 amino acids. NCBI's taxonomy places the organism in Eukaryota, Fungi, Ascomycota, Eurotiomycetes, Eurotiales, Aspergillaceae. Gene Ontology annotation, molecular function: polyubiquitin modification-dependent protein binding. Gene Ontology annotation, cellular component: VCP-NPL4-UFD1 AAA ATPase complex. The transcript has 3 exons. The record is from RefSeq and is a predicted model, not a curated record.
AUGUUUCGCUACGAUGACAUGGAAUUUGGCUCCUCCAUGCUUCGAGCUGCGAACCGUCGCUUCGACGAGUACUACCGCUGCUACCCCGUCGCAAUGAUGCCCGGUCCCGAGAGAGAGAACGUCAACCAUGGCGGCAAGGUGAUCAUGCCUCCGAGUGCCCUGGACAAGUUGACUCGCCUUCAUAUCACAUAUCCAAUGAUGUUCGAGCUUCACAAUGGUGCGAGAGAGUUGAUGACACAUGCUGGUGUGUUGGAGUUUAUCGCUGAGGAGGGGAAGAUCUACUUGCCAUACUGGUUGAUGCAGCGAUUACUCCUCGAACCCGGUGAUCUCCUCCAGAUCAAGUCCACCGACCUCCCACCUGGCCAAUUCAUCAAACUUCAAGCCCAGUCAACCGCCUUCCUCGACAUCAGUGAUCCUAAAGCAGUCCUCGAAAAUGCCUUUCGCAACUUUUCAUGCCUUACCAAGGGUGACGUCUUCACUUUUUCCUACAAUGAUCAAGUGUACGAGAUGGCUGUUUUGGAGACCAAGCCCGACGGGAAGAGCGCCGUAUCCGUUUUGGAAACAGAUUUGGAGGUUGAUUUUGCACCACCUGUUGGGUAUGAAGAGCUUCAGAAGCCCAGCGGAACAAGUACUCCUCGCAGCGGCGUGAGCGGAAAGCUUCCAUCCGGCGGUCUACUUCAUCCCCAGGGCACGAUGGCACAAUCGAUCAACUACGCCGCCAUUGCGCCAGAGUCCACUGAAGCCGCCGCAGGCGCCAAGGCAGUGUCAUCCAACUUCCUUUCAGGAGGUCACCGUCUGAAUGCGAAGAAGGGUAGCAAGACUCCGACACCACAGCCUUCCACACCUGCCCCGGGAACAACGAAUCCUCAGCAUCCCCCGCCAGCUCGCAGGACGAAUGGACCUCAGCCCUUACGACUGCCACCCAAUCAGCUGUUCUUCGGCUAUGCGAUCAAGCCUGUGAAGAAGCGUGAUGAAAAGGGACAGGUGGUUGAAGAAGAAGAGAAGCCCCGAUUCCAGGGAGCCGGUCAGACACUGCGUGGAAAGAAGAAAGAUACCGGGCGCUCCGAAACACCCGCGGGGAGCUAG